AUUAGUAUUAGUGUUUCCAAAUUCUCUCACGGAACAGAGUAUUGCAAAGUAUACUUGGUCGUUUCGUAUGAAUACAGAUGUAAUAUUUUCAGAAUACUUGAUACAUAAAAUUAUGAUUUUAUUUUGUACAAAAAUCAAUAUUGUUAGGAAUAAUAAUACGCAUAAACAACCAACAAUUGUACUAUAAUAUAUAUGAUACUCUAUAGUAAAUCAAGGUAUUGUGGCAAUUUUUGUACACGUAUGUAAGUAUGAUAUAAAAUACGUGGAAACGAUUUAAAUAUUACGAAAAACUAUAUAAAUGUUUAAUUUAAUUAAAAAAUGGACAUUGAAACUGAGAAUGUUAUAAAUCUCGUUUUUCCUGACGGUAUACCAGAAUCAUGGAAAGAAAGUCCAGAUUUUUACCAAUACUUAUCAAAGCUUGGUGGUUAUGACGUUGAUCAACUCAGUAAAGAACCUGACCAUUUGGAGGAUGAAAAAACUUCAGUGUUACAAACUACACAAGAACUUGCAUUUUCAAAUUAUAAAACCUUUAUUCAAACUGCAGAAAGUUCCAGGGAAAUAUUUAAACAAUUUAAUGAGACUGAAAAUCGACUUAAUGGACUUGUACAAAAAAUACCCAAAUUCGUGGAGAGGUGCCAAUCAUUUUGUGAUACUUCAAAAGAUAUAAAUACACAUAGAAGAAUAAAUAGUUUAACAUUAACAAGAAAUGCAGAGUUGCUUGAAGUUCUUGAAAUGCCUCAGUUAAUGGAAUCCUGUUUAAGAAGUAAUCAGUACAAUGAAGCAUUGGAAUUGUCUCAAUAUGCACGUCAAUUAGGAACUAAGCAUGGCGAUAUCCCAAUCAUAUCGUCCAUAGUGGCAGAAAUUGAAAGCAGUUGGUCAGGCAUGGUAGGACAAGUUGUUGGAUCAUUGAGAGAAGAUUUACCACUUCCAAGAUGUUUACAACUUGUAGGAUUACUAAGAUCAAUGGAUGCCUUUACAGAAUCAGAAUUAAGGAUCAAAUUUCUACAAGCACGUGAUAGUUGGCUUCAAAAUCUUUUAACUGCUAUACCUAAAGAUGAUCCUAAUCUUCAUAUUACAAAAACAAUAGAACUAUCCAGGAUACAUUUGUUUAAUACAAUAACACAGUAUAGAGCUAUGUUUAAUGAUGAUGAACUUAUAAUACCAGGAAGAGAUCCAACUGUAAAUGAAUGUGCUAUAUUUUAUCAUUGGCUUGAAGAAAAGAUAUCUCAGUUUUUAAUAACUUUAGAACAAGAUUUACCUGGUGUGACAUCUAUAGAUUCUAUUUUGGGCCAAUGUACAUAUUUUGGUUUAUCAUUUGGUAGAGUAGGUGCUGAUUUUACUGGGCGAAUGUCUGAUAUAUUUGUACGUGUUAUUGGAGAAAAAUUCGAGUGUAAUGUUCAUAAAACAACCAAAAAAUUUGAAAAAGAUAUGGAAUCAUUUACGUUAAUUAAUAAAUCACAAAAGACUAAUGUUAAAAUGACUACUGCAAUUAAAUCAGAGAAUCCACCAGAACAGUUGGUAGAAUUCUAUCCAUUAGCUGAAUAUUGUAAUGGUCUUAUAUUAGCUUUUAAUGAAAUACGACUUUGUCCACCAGUGGCACUUUCUGUUUUUUGUACAAAUAUUUUACAGGAAUCUUUACACACUGUGACAAAAUCAAUAUUACUUUUUUAUAAACAAGAACAGCAAGCUUUUACAGCUUCGGAAAGAGAGAAUAUGCUUAGAUUUACAGAAAGUUUAAGUGACCAACUAAUUCCUUACGUACAGUAUUGCAUUCAUGCUAUUUUUCCACCAAGUCAAAUUGCAGUUCACUUAGGCAUUUCAGAGAAUUUAUUACAAAAAGAGGGAAUAACAUAUUUAAAUAGAAAGAGUAUAUUAGAACCAUUAGCUCCUUUAUUACCAAUUCCAAAAAAUCUAAAAGAUUCUUCGUCGGUCACUUCAUCAGUUACCGUUUCUACUGUACAAUCACUGAUGUUACCAGAAACUUCGAAUGAAGUGUCGUCGGCAUCUGAAAAUACAGAAACAAACACAACUGCAAUACAGUUAGAAAAAAUGAAAAUAUCUGGAUCACAUUCGUCUGCAGGGCAAAACACUGAAUCUCCUGAUUCACAACAAGAAAACGUAGCAUCAACUGAGGAUACAAAGACGGAUGCAAGUAGCUCAAGUAAUAAUACUUUAAAUCAAAAUAGAUAAUUAUAAAUUUUUAUUUCCUUAUGAGUUGUUACAUACAAAAAUAUUGUAAAUAAAGAAAAAAAUAA
Molecule: messenger RNA, 2255 nt
Organism: Osmia bicornis bicornis
Lineage: Eukaryota; Metazoa; Arthropoda; Insecta; Hymenoptera; Megachilidae
Gene: Cog8
Product: conserved oligomeric Golgi complex subunit 8
Exons: 10
Coding region: 319-2190 (623 amino acids)
Biological process (GO): intra-Golgi vesicle-mediated transport
Cellular component (GO): COG complex
Source: RefSeq, a predicted model, not a curated record